Molecule: messenger RNA, 8164 nt
Organism: Cryptotermes secundus
Lineage: Eukaryota; Metazoa; Arthropoda; Insecta; Blattodea; Kalotermitidae
Gene: Tbc1d8-9
Product: TBC1 domain family member 9
Exons: 21
Coding region: 422-3862 (1146 amino acids)
Molecular function (GO): calcium ion binding
Source: RefSeq, a predicted model, not a curated record
AGCAGAAAGCAGCCACCAGCUAUCAGCAGCGAUCAGAAGGAAUAAUGAGGAAUGUGGAACGUAGUGCUGAACGUGUUGAACGAUGUUGACAAGUUGAAUUUGAUCGCAGUAAUGCAAAAUAUAAGUAGACGUUAUAACUAAUGCCGAUUUUGUCACCGCUAUCGCCAACAGAGUAUCUACCGGUAUCUACUGUUGGAGAUAGAUGGAUUGUAUACAGAAAUUUUUCCGUGUAAUUAUCGAUAUGAUUUGCGAUUGUGACAGAACGGUUAAUUCUUCAUUGAGUUUUACAUAAGUGACAUUGUGUGGUUUUUGUUUGCGGUGUUUAUGUGCCAUAAUAUAAAAUUAACACGGAGGCUCACAAUGAUUACUUUCCAGUAUUACAUAUAAAUUUAGUGUACUGUUUUUCGGCCCAGCGUAAGAAAUGUGGGUGAAACCUCAAGAAGUCCUGUUAGCAAAUGCACUGUGGGUGACUGAACAAGCGAAUCAUUACUUUGUACUUCAGAGGCGAAAAGGUCAUGGAAAAACAAAGGGUUUAUCAUCCAUUCUUGUUGGUACAUUGGAUAGUGUGUUUGACACAAAACCGCCCCCAUUUCGAAUCUUACACCAGACACCAUCGUCGGAGGUUUACUAUUUGAUUGCCUGUUCACUAACAUUCACUGAGAUUGAGAAAGACUGGGAAUGGCUGCAAAGGAAUUUGUCAGACACUCUGAAUUCAUUUGACAAUGAGGAAGAUAUCACAGAAUUUGUUUGCUGCAAAAUCCAGUCAGUGAUUGCUAAUACUCUGCCUGAUAACCAAGGAACUGAAGAUGAAGACACACAGUCAUUUAAGACAGUGUCAUUCAAAUUCCAUCGCUUGUUCAACACACCACCAGAAGAAAAGCUCGUCAACUAUUACUCUUGCAGCUACUGGAAAGGCCGGAUGCCGCGUCAAGGCUGGCUUUACUUGUCAGUGAACCACUUGUGUUUCUAUGCUUACAUCCUUGGCCGUGAAACAAAGUUGGUGAUAAGCUGGACAGAGAUAACUGAACUGGAUAAGACAAACAGCCUUUUGUUCCCAGAUUCCAUUCGUGUUGCAACAAGAGAGAGAGAGCACUAUUUCUCCAUGUUUCUCCACAAAUCUGAGACAUUUAUGCUUAUGGAACAGUUAACAAAUUUGGCAAUGAAACAACUUAUUGAUGAAAAGGGUGGCUUCAAUGAAGACAGAGAUUUGCUCAACAAGCUUAGUAAAAAUGUACCCAGGAAACCUUCCUUCCUUAAGCGUGAUCUUGAUGCUCGAGCACACUCAGAGGCCUACCGUUUAUUGUUUCGCCUACCAGCUGCAGAGAAACUAGAUGGCAGUACAGAUGCAACACUCUGGACACCUUACAAUAAACGCCAUGUCUGGGGUCGGAUGUUUUUGUCACAGAACUACCUCUGCUUUGAAAGCAGGGUGAAAAAUUUAGUAAGUGUAGUAAUUCCCCUGCGUGAUGUACGACUGGUUGAGAAAGCAGAGAAUCAAGCAUCAAAUUCAGCUGUUGAUAAAUCUGUGCUUAUAACAACAUGUAAUCGAACAAGUUUUCUAUUUGCUCAAAUACAAGACCGUGAUUUUCUGGUACAGAAGAUAUCAGAAUUAUUGGCUGGGACAAGAGUUCCUUCUCUACACUCUGUCACAGGAGGCAGUUGUGACAACACAAGCAAUCACAGCAGCUCCAGUGGAAUCAGUAGCUUCAGUCAGUGUGAAGAAGUUAAGUCAGAGCCAUCUUGGUCACCGCAACCUCCGCUGAUGACACUCUUCAAGCUGGAUUUCUCCUCAGAAGCAAUUUCCAAACAAGAGGCGAAAGAGAAGCUUUGGGAACUACAUUUUGCAGAGUAUGGGCGUGGUGUCUCCAUGUACCGAACAACUGAAGUAUCAAAGCUUGUUCUCCAGGGUGUGCCUGACCGAUUACGAAGAGAAGUGUGGAUGUCGUUCUCAGGAGCUAUAAAUGAAAUGGCAGCAAAUGCUGGUUUGUACCGCACGCUGGUGGAUCAAGCCCUUGGUAAGCCCUCAACAGCCAAUGAUGAGAUAGAAAGGGAUCUGCACCGCUCACUUCCAGAACAUCCAGCCUUCCAGUGUGAUAUUGGAAUCAGUGCACUGCGAAGGAUACUGUCAGCUUAUGCUUGGAGGAAUCCUCAAAUAGGCUACUGUCAAGCCAUGAAUAUUGUGGCUUCAGUAUUGUUGAUCUACUGCUCAGAAGAAGAAGCUUUUUGGCAGUUGGCAAACCUGUGUGAGAGUUUGCUUCCUGACUAUUAUAACACAAGAGUCGUGGGGGCAUUAGUUGAUCAAGGAGUGUUAGAUGAUCUCACUUCAGAACAUCUUCCUAAUCUCCAUGCUCGCCUUGAUGAACUUGGAAUGAUUCGAAUGAUUUCCCUGUCAUGGUUUCUCACGAUUUUCCUCAGUGUUAUGCCAUAUGAGAGUGCUGUAAAUAUCAUUGAUUGCUUCUUCUAUGAUGGUGCCAGAGUUAUAUUUCAAGUGGCACUGACUGUGCUGGAAUCGAACCAGGAUAAACUUCUAGCAUGUCGAGAUGAUGGAGAAGCCAUGCAACUCCUGGGUGAUUAUUUGCAAGGAGUGUUUAAUGAAGAGGGCCAACUGACAAUCCGAAAUAAAGAUGGCGAACACAUAAAGAAGAGCAUUUCAGUACAGUCUUUGGUGUAUGAUUCAUACACUCAUCAUGGCUUCCUAACUCCUGGCAUGAUUGAGCGACUAAGGCUCAAAUAUCGCCUGAGGGUGGUGCAGCAGCUGGAGGAUGGUGUGGGCAGAAAUGUGGUGCGCAGUGUAGUAGGAGAUGGGUAUUUCUCCCAAGAUGAACUACAGGAUCUGUUGGUGCUGGUUAGAGAAGAACUGUUGAGCCAGAAACGGGUAACUGCAGAUAGAUAUGACCCCACACAACCUCCAUAUGAAGCAUAUAAAGUUGACUUUGAACUGUUCCGACUUCUGUUUGUAGGCCUUUCCCCAUGGGGGAAGGGCACAUUAGCUGAAUCUUUGGCAGCAAGAAUUUUUAGGUUAAUGGAUCGCAAUGUGGAUGGUCUGCUGAACUUCAGAGAGCUAGCAGUUGCUCUUGGCAUGACCUGUACUGCUGACAUCACACAACGACUGAAGUUACUCUACACACUACAUUUACCUCCACUUUUGACAAGUGCAGAAAUAGAAUCACCCACUUAUUCAGACAGUGGUCCAGAGGUUGCAGCUGAAGCGACAGAUUUCUUUGAUAGUAUGGAACAGAGUGUUGCCUCUUUGGAAUCUGUUUCCAGUCAUGCUGAGGAGAGCGCCGUAGUGGCAGCUCGAGAGUUAGAACAUGAACGGCCUCAAAGGGAACAUUCUUGGGAAGUUCGCAGCAUGGGAAGCUUGCGAUCUCUUGUCGAGACUCGUGACAGCCGUCCUGAUUUAAAAAGUGUUCCAAGAAUGUCACAGCCCCAUUUCAUCAUGCUUUGGAAGACCAUAUAUGAUUUAUUUCAAGCUCAGCCUGAAGAUCUGGAGACCUACCAUUCAAUAGCAACAGUUGGGACUUUGUUACUUCAGUUGGGAGAUGUUGGAAAGCGAUUUUAUAUGGAAAAGGAGGAAUCAGCUGAUAGUCUGCUUGCAGCUGCUGCAGCACAUUGGCCAGAUUCUCAGCCAAACACUCCAUCCACUGAUCAGUCACCAGACCGAAAUGGAAAUCCUGGUAGUGGGCCUGACCCACAUUGGUGCAUUACAGUGGAACAAUUUCUGGCAACAGUACUUACUGGCCAACCUAUUGUGGAGUUUUUUGGAAGAGAAACUUCAUUGUCAGAUGGCAUCAUGAAACUGAGAGGACGACGCUUCAAUAGAUUACAUAGCUUAUCAGACACAGCAUUUGUCAAAGUGUGAAUGGCAGACUGAUACAUAAGACUUGAUUUGUGAAUAAUGUACAAAGAACUUAAAGGUGUCUGAUUUCCAUAGAACACAAAAUGCCAUACUAGGAUGAAUCACAGAAAUGUUCAACAUAAUAUCAUCUCUGGUUUUUGUUCAGUUCCUUGGUGCAUUAUUAAUGUACUGUUUUAUGUGUAUCCUGGUUUUAAUUAAUUUACUUCGUAUUGCAUCUUGAAGCACAUGUUGAUACUUCUGCAUCUAAGUUAUGAAGUACAUUGUUUGGCAAGCAGUUUACAUAUGGGAGCAUUUUUCUUUUCUCUUUUACAUGUUAGUGUACAGAACAGGUAUGGAAAGUGAUUAUGAUUUUUAAUAGUUUACCUUGUUCAUUUUCAUGGUAAGGAAGAUAUGUGUGGUGAAAAGGGGGUAAAGUGUUGGCAGACUGUUACUCUCUUCAUACUUCCAUCAUUACCCUGAUGAGUGUUUUAACGACUUCUGGGAUGCUUACAAUGCCUUAUUUGUCACUAAUUUGCUUCUGGCAUUAAAGGCAUCUGUUUCAAUGUUAACAUCCCAUAUUAUAACUUCAACUGUAUCAUAAUCAAGCAUUUUUUAAUACAGCAUCAGAACAAAGAGUAUAACAAUAGGUAAAAUAAAAGGGAGGAAGGCUUAAAACAAAAGUUUAUGUACAAGCAUUUUUAGUUGGUGGUUCAGAUAUUCAUUGUUUAACCAUUACAGCUAAGCCUAAUCAUACAAUGCUGAUAUGCUAACUCUAAUGCACUGUUGCAGUUAUGGUGUAUGAUAGGUUUUAGAAGAUAAAAUUAUAUAUUAGCAUUGCCAGUUGUAAUGAUAUUCUCACCAACAGUUGGAAGAACCAUCCUAGAUAUUACUAUUAUUAUAAGUUUGUAUGUAAUAUUCUGCUAUAUAGAUGUUGUGUAACCAUGCUUAUUAUUUCACAUAAACCAGAUUUGUAAUCAGUGGCAAUCCUUCCAAAUUUAUAUGAUUGUAGUUAGAGCCUGAAUGAUCAACAGCCCAUUAUUUUUAUUCCUAUGAAUUCUGUGUUCAUGUUUCAAGUUUUUUUAUCCAACAUUAACAUUUUUAUACAUUCUAAAUUAUUUUUAUAAUACUAGAUAACUAUAUAGCAUUUCAUAAUUCUUAACAUGUCAUUACAUCUGGCAACUCCAACUUAAUGGGAAAAAUUUGUGCUAGUACCACAUUACCUUGAACCCACUAUGUGUUAACAUGUGCUGUUUGGGAUAACAUAUGAUGAUGUAAUGCAUGUACAAUAAUAUUUUUUGGUAGAAUAUUUUUAUUGCAUUUCAGUGUCUCUGCCCUGUUGGUCAUACAGUGUGUCCACAAAGUCCUGUCCAGGUUUUGAAAAAUUGUGGCACGCAGACAAAUUGAGCUAGCCACAUGCGGUUUGUGGCAGAUCAUGGUGAAACUCUGGAAGUUUUCUACUGACCUCAGUAGACCUUGAUGUGGGCUCUUUUGGUAACACGGAGAACAUCCAGACAAUAUUCAAGCUUUUGCCAUGUUCUGUGGAGCAUGUCCACUUGAAUAGACGUGAUCGCAUUCCUGAUAUGGGUCUUCAGGUCAUCAAGUCUGUUAACUGGUGUUGGGAACACACAGGAAAAAAUCCAUUGGUGUUAUGUCUGGUGACCGUGGAGGCCAAGGCAUUGGACCGUCUCUGCCGAUCCAUCUUCCUGGAAAUGUCCUGUCUAGGAAUGCGGAUUCUUUCCUGUGGGGUUAUGUAAAGAGCAGUGUGUUCGAAACCCCAGUUGAUGGACUUGAUGACCUGAAGACCUAUAUCGGGAAUGCAAUCUCGGCUAUUCCAGUGGACAUCCUCCACAGAACAAGGCAAGAACUCGAAUAUCAUCUGGACGUUCUCUGUGCUACCAGGGGAGCACACAUUUAGGUCUAUUGAAGCCAGUAAAAAAUUUCCAGAGUUUCACUAUGAUCUGCCACGAACUGCAUGUGGCUAGCUUAAUUUGUUUGCGCACCACAAUUUUUCAAAACCCCAAUGGGACUUUGUGGACACACUGUAUUUUAUUUACAUACACUUUUAACAAACUGUAUUAUCAGAUUUAUAUUUUGUUGGGCUGAAUAUGUAUAUGAUGUGUAUAAGGCAGAGGUUCAAAUAUAAGUGUAUAAAAAUGUACAGAAUUUUUCCUGCUUAAUAGCACACUUCCACUAACAUUCUUAUAUUGUCAUACCAGGAUUGUCUUGAGCAGCUGAGCUAUCUCAGCAUGCCUGUGCAAGCAUCCAAAGUAUGUUACAGUAGCUGUCCAUUAUCAUAAAAUUAAUUUUGGCUAUCUCAGAACACAAAAGAUCGCUUAUGCUGCCACCAGAGCUUGGAUAUACCUGGAGAAACACUGGAAAAUCAUUCCACGACCCAUGUACAGAUAUAAAUGGGGAGAACACUUAGAAUUCUCAAAGGAUUGAGGUGAUGUCAUUCAUGGAAACUGAAGUAUCCAGCUUUCAUAAAGUACAAAAAUGAUAACAUUUAACAUAAAAAUCGACUAAUUAUAAACAAAAAUAAAUAUAAUAAAUGGCUCUAGAAGAUAUCACAAGAUCGAAAAGCAGGCAACAUUGCAAGCAGCUGAGUAAUAAAACCUCACACCUUUCGUAUUAUAAUUAGCUUGCAUCUUCUCCUCCUUUUUGUAACACUUUAUAUUCAGUGAAGUCAUAAUGGCUCAUUGACUGUAAAGGCUGUAUUGCAUGUACUUGUCUUGAAAGCUUCAAGUCAUAGACUUCUUAUGCUAUUAUUUUGAUGUGUUGUUUGUUAUUAUGAAUUUCUUGUGCUGCAUGAAAGAACAGGGAGCUUGGGCUUAACGUGAGUAUUAACAGGAACUGGAGUUCUCAUAAUCUCCAGUUUUCCAUAAGGCCUUAGUCUUGCUAAUGUGUAGCAGUCCUAAAGUUUCACUAUAUAAUUUCAAAGAUGAGACCUGAGGUUUUCACAGGGGUGAAAUUUUAGAUUGUAGACCUGUAGACAUGCAGUUACAUUUUGGAGGAAUGUGCUGUAUGCAUCUUCAGGAUGCUUUCUAUAUGUUGGUAACCAUCAACAUGACUACAGUGUCACUACCCAGAUCACAAUAUAGACUUGAAAGAUAUUUUACAACCAUGAAACAAAUUCAAGUUCUGACUUAUGUCAGCGAUAUAAUGCCAGUAGUUGAGGUGUGUUAAUUUGAUCUGUACUGUCAAGACUUACGUCUGAUGUGAAAUCAAAAAACUAAUCGAUAGCAUAAUUGCUCACACAUACACAUGGUAAGACAACAGAAAUUUUACAUGUACAAAUAUAACCUCAAAUUUUACUCUGAAUGAUAAUCAUACUGACAUAUAAACAAAUUACGUUGGAGGAGUUUCUAGCUGCAAGGCUUGAUUAUCUCUUGUCAUGAUAAUUGGAUGGCUUAUUGGUUAAAAAGUUUAAGAGAGAACUGAAUGAAUUACUACUGCAUCACACUAUCCACUGUUUUAUAUUUUUCAUAAUUCCCUACUUUUUCUUGAAGCAUUGAGAACUAGCUGUAUUUUGCCUUAUUUUCUUAUUACCCUUAUAAGUGUUAAAGACCAGUGCAGCUACUCUAAUAUUUAAUACUGCAUGGUAUUACAGGGGGGUUGAAAGACCAAAUACAAAUAUUUUCCUUAACCUAGAUGACAGUCUGGAAAUGUAAUUGUCUACAGAUUUGUUUUGAAUAAGGAGGCAAUGUUUUUAAAUUUUAUGUGUAAGUUUUCAGUUAGUAUCCACAUUAGAAUACUAAUAUUAAAACUACUAAUUCCUGCUGGUGCUCAUGAGAAAAUAAAAUAUAUUAAACAUCAGAAUUUUGGGGGCCAUAUUUUUUUCAGACAGUACAAUUUAGGAAGAUCUGAAGUUGAUAAAAAUCAACAUUUGGCACUCUUUGUGCACAACUGAGGUUGGAAAUUCUUCUGUGCAGAGUUGAUAUUUAUGCCUUUUAUGUUAUGUUACAAUCUCAGCACUGAUCCUAACAAGCCAUAAGCCCUAGCCCAGAGUAUGCAGUAUUUCACAGUUGUUUGAAUUGCCAAAAGCAGCCUGUAGGCACUUAAAUUGCUGUAUGUAAACAUGAUUGUCAUAAAAUUAUGUACAAUGCUUUAUUUAGAACAGUUCAUGUUAUAGCACUGCCACUGAACUACUGACAGCAGCAUAUAAACAAGAAGUCUGGGAAGAACAAAUUUAACCUCAUAUAGGGCAUGUGAUUAUGACACAGAUCACACACAAAACACCGCAUCCAGCAGUGUCUACUGUUGCGUGUGUAUUCAUUGCCAUGGGAAUGUAUUUACCAAGCCAUUGCCUAACAACAGCCAUCUCUUCUG